AAUAUGAUAUUAGGGUUAAUAUUUUUCAGAGUCCAAAUAGGAAUCGGGCGGACCUCACCUCACCUCACCAUUAAGAAUCAUCGAUACUAGGGUUUUUCUCCAAAUCUUGGCGAACUGGUGUAGCGGCGGCUGAUUUUCCUCUAUCAUCAGUGCUCAGGAUGGAUUCCCAGGUGAAGCUUGCAGUUGUUGUGAAGGUGAUUGGUCGAACAGGGUCCAGAGGUCAGGUGACCCAGGUGAGGGUCAAGUUUCUGGAUGACCAGAACCGACUCAUUAUGAGGAAUGUGAAGGGACCUGUCAGGGAGGGAGAUAUCCUCACCCUGUUAGAGUCCGAAAGAGAAGCGAGGAGGUUGCGAUGAGUACUGGUUCUUCGGUAUUAGGAUUUAAUUUCUCUUUAUACUGUCUUAGCCUUGCUAGGGUUUAGAUGGUAUUUUUGUGGUUAUGGAAAUACUUGGCAAUUGAAUCUUCACAGUACUGUUUUGAAAUUGUAGCGAGGAUGGACCUGUAAGAGGGUGACUGUUUUUUUGAUGAAUUGCUAUUAUCUCUUCCCUUA
This is a messenger RNA of Macadamia integrifolia, 550 nucleotides long. RefSeq names its product 40S ribosomal protein S28. The record is from RefSeq and is a predicted model, not a curated record. The coding region runs from base 159 to 356 and encodes 65 amino acids. Gene Ontology annotation, cellular component: ribosome; cytosolic small ribosomal subunit. Gene Ontology annotation, biological process: ribosomal small subunit assembly; translation; maturation of SSU-rRNA. The transcript is spliced from 2 exons. Gene Ontology annotation, molecular function: structural constituent of ribosome. NCBI's taxonomy places the organism in Eukaryota, Viridiplantae, Streptophyta, Magnoliopsida, Proteales, Proteaceae.